AUGGCACCAAUCCGAGUUGGCCUUAUCGGCCUCUCAACCGCAAAAGCUUUCACCGGACGCGGUUGCUGGACCGCAGUUUCUCAUCUCCCGGCUCUUCUUCAAUCGCCAGACUAUGAGAUUGUCGCCCUUGCAAAUUCCUCCGUCGAAUCUGCAAAGCGUUCCAUUGCAGCACAAGGACUUCCAGAGUCGACAAAGGCAUAUGGAAGUGCUGAUGAGCUCGCCGACGACCCCGAUGUCGAUCUGAUUAUCGUGUCAGUCAAGGUGGAGAGCCACUAUGAGCUUGUCAAACCAGCCCUCCUCAAGAACAAAAAUGUCUUUGUAGAGUGGCCCAUGGCCGCGAACACGGCCGAGGUUGAAGAAUUGGCUGCACUUGCAAAGAAGAACAAUGUUCAGACGUUUGUCGGAGCUCAAGGCAGAGCAUCUCCGGUGAUGCAGAAGUUGAAAGAAUUGAUUGCGAGCAAUAAGAUUGGCCGAGUCAUUAGUUCUUCGGUGGUUGCGUGCUCUUUGAACCGCUCUGUGGACGUUUGGCCUGAAAGCUUGAAGUCUUACCUUGAUAUAGAGAGUGGUGGAAAUGAGUUCACUAUAGUCUUUGGUCAUUUCCUCGAUUCAUUUGUCAAUGUGCUGGGCGAUCUUUCGCACAUCCAAGCGAUCUUUAAAACGGGAUAUAAGACUGUCCGACUUACCAGGCCUGGUAGCAAUGCCGUUGAUCCCGCAAAAGAUAAAACGUCUACCAACAAGGAGGCAGUAGCUUCCAUAGCCGUCCAAUCUACGGGAGCUGGUAACGACAUUGUUGAUUCUGCAUACGUCAAAACGUCGCCCGACCAAAUCCUAGUGCAAGGAGUUACCAGCAGUGGGGCGGUAGCUUCCAUAGCUUUCCGAAAACCAAGGCAUCACAGCGAUGAACACGACCUACGAUGGUAUAUUUCCGGCACUGAGGGAGAAAUCAUGGUCACUGGCCCCGCAACAUGGUCAAUAGCUGACAAGGACGUGGAAAUCCGAAUCAGGAACGGAGAUGGGCCAUAUGAGGUGGUUGAUUGCCAGAGCUAUCGACUUCCUGCCGCUGAGACACUUUCGCCGAUGGCGGCGAAUACACACUCAAUGUAUGAUGCAUUCGCCAAGGGAGAUACAGCCAGGUUCGCAACGUUUGAGUCGGCAGCGAAUACUCAUAGGAUCUUGGAGGAGAUAAAGAAGGCUGCAUAUAUACAUGCAGACUAA
Trichoderma gamsii is the source of this 1215-nucleotide messenger RNA. Its product is annotated as oxidoreductase. The record is from RefSeq and is a predicted model, not a curated record. The transcript is spliced from 2 exons. NCBI's taxonomy places the organism in Eukaryota, Fungi, Ascomycota, Sordariomycetes, Hypocreales, Hypocreaceae. Gene Ontology annotation, molecular function: nucleotide binding. The coding region runs from base 1 to 1215 and encodes 404 amino acids.